AUGAGCCAGGACUACUUUUCCCAAGACGCGGGUUCUUCCGCCGGAGAGGGAUCCUCAAGAUCAACCGAACGACAGUCUCCUCCCCCUCUCGAUGAACGACCGCCUAGCCAGGUUCCUGGAUAUAUGAUAGUUGGAUCAGGUCCUGCCUCGGGGAACGCGACUUCACUGAUGUCUACUUUGCAUCAGGACUCCGGAUACGGUGGAAGCAUCAUCGAUGGCAGUUCGGAUAUGGGCUCGGAGUCCUGGCAAGCCGGGUUAAUGGAGGACCGUCCUACGCCUUCACAUACGCCUGUCGGGCCCGGCUAUAUGAGCAAUGCAGGUUAUCGCGAACCACGUUCACCAGCUCGUAUAGUACGAAUCACCUACCCUCUUUGUCUGCGCGUAUAUGAUGUGCUAAUAUAUACCAGCAACUCCAACCGAACUAAGCUUGGUCGAUCUGUUACUCGAGCUAUUGAGCUGUUAAAGGAACUUCAAGAAAUCAACCGCCAGUGGCCGGCGCAUUACCCCUCUAUCCAAAAUACAGACGCUCCGCCACAUAACAGGCACGUCCUCUCACGAACACGGUCAUACGAAGAAAACAGAGAAGAAGGCACUGAAGCUGAUCCACGCCCUGGCUCAAUUCGUCGUACGGUUACAUCUAUCAGCGAUGCCGCUGAAUCGAGUAAGGCCGCAGAGCACAGGACACCUGCCGAACCAAGGCUGGUAACGCCACAGAUUGCUCGAGAAUUCUCCAUUUUAAAACUGGAUUUGAAGCUUGGCGCUCUAUCUCCAGCGGAGCUUGUCCAUUCGUUGGAGAAAAAUUCUAUAGCUUCACUUCUCGAUGGGAAAGUCAGUCAAAGCAUAAAACACUUGCUGGCCUUGCGAGAGAGGAUAGAGGAUACGUCUAGCAAAGUUCUCAUUACCGGAGACCUUAAUGCAGGAAAAUCAACUUUUUGCAAUGCCUUGUUGCGCCGCAAAAUUCUACCUGAGGACCAGCAACCCUGCACUAGCAUUUUCUGUGAGGUGCUUGAUGCCAGAGAAAACGGAGGUGUGGAAGAGGUACAUGCCAUUCCAAAGGAUAAGCAAUAUAACAGAAACGACGAAAGCACAUAUGACGUGUACUCUCUCGCCGAUCUCGAGUCUAUCGUUGUGGACAACAGCAAGUACAUGCAGUGCAAGGUAUAUGUCAAAGAUGUCCGAACAAUUGAUGAAUCUUUACUCAACAAUGGAGUUGUCGACAUUGCCUUGAUUGAUGCCCCAGGUUUAAAUUCUGACUCGGUCAAAACUACUGCGGUAUUCGCGCGACAAGAAGAAAUUGAUGUUGUCGUUUUUGUUCUUUCCGCUGCCAAUCAUUUCACGCUCUCGUCUAGUGAAUUCAUCAGAAAUGCCGCUCAUGAAAAGGCUUAUAUUUUUAUAGUCGUCAACGGAUUCGAUAAUAUCAGGGACACAGCUCGAUGCCAGAGAACUAUUUUAAACCAAGUGGCUGCUUUAAGCCCACACACUUACAAGGAGUCAGCAGAGCUGGUUCAUUUCGUAUCUAGCAAUGCCAUACCUGUCGCACCUCUCGGCGGUAGUGGAGGGGAUGAUGGCGACGAUGAUGAUAAUGAUGAUGACCCCAAGGGCAAGGGUAAAGACAAGGAGAAAACAAAGGAGAAGCUGCGUGAUUUCGAAAACCUGGAGGGUGCUCUACGGCGGUUUGUCUUGGAAAAACGAUCUCGAUCCAAGCUUGCUCCGGCUAGAACUUACCUGCUCAACAUACUCUCCGAUCUUAACGUUCUAGCCUCUGUUAACCGUGAUGUUGCUUCAUCUGAACUCGAACGUGUGUCUGCGGAGCUCGGUAAACUUGAACCUGCAUUUGAGAAGAGCAAAAUUAAACGGGCAGAGAUCUCUGAGCAACUGGAACAUUCAAUUACAGCCUCCGCCAAUGAUGUAUACAAUUAUACCCGCAAGACUCUCGCAGAAAAGAUAUCGACAGUCGCCCAGUCAGAUUUGGGUGUGGACUACCCAGGCCUUCUUUCAGUCUUCCGGUACGCCGAGGAUGUCAAAUUAGCUAUGCUCGACCAAAUCACUGCUUGUGUCUAUCAAUGUGAAGACUAUUCCCGGAAGAAAUGCGUAGAAGGCGUCAACAUGAUUCAGAGCCUUGGAUUGCUCCAUGUCGGCGAGAACAAAUUCCCAAGCCUGAACUUCCGAUCCGAAAUUAUGUUCAGACAACACCGUCAUGAACUAGCACGGCAAAUACAUACCGAACUCGAUAUGUGGGAUUUCAUCGACCUUCCUGGCUUCUGGGAACGACAGGAGAAGGUAGCAGGCACCGGUAUGGCUAUGACAGUACUUGGUGUGCUUGGAGGAAGAGCAUUGGGUGGAAUUGGCUGGCUUGAUGGUGUUCUUGGUGCCGCUAGGAUGCUUGGUCCAAAUAAUAUGCGCAAACUAUUAGUACCCGGCUUGUUAGGCGCAACACUAUUGGUCGGAGCGUACAUUUUGUCCCAGGUCCCAACCUCCCUGCCAUCAAGCUUAUCUCGAAAGAUAGCUGUCACACUUUCAGAGAUGGACUAUAUCCAUUCAAACGCCAGCCGUAUAUCAGGAGAGGUUGGGCGAGUACUUCGUGUUCCCGCAACGAGAUUGCAGUCAACGCUACAAAUAGCCACCCAAGAACUUUCUAAGCGGAAGGAAGAAGUUGAGAAAAUUAAAGCAGAGAGCGAAGUUGCACGGAAAUAUUUCUCAAACCUCUUCCGCGAAAGUACUGAACAUAGGAGAACAGUGGAACAAAUCGACCUGGAUGCACAAGCCCCUCCUGCUGCCGCAUAA
Molecule: messenger RNA, 2784 nt
Organism: Microsporum canis CBS 113480
Lineage: Eukaryota; Fungi; Ascomycota; Eurotiomycetes; Onygenales; Arthrodermataceae
Product: transmembrane GTPase fzo1
Exons: 3
Coding region: 1-2784 (927 amino acids)
Biological process (GO): mitochondrial fusion
Cellular component (GO): mitochondrial outer membrane
Molecular function (GO): GTPase activity; GTP binding
Source: RefSeq, a predicted model, not a curated record